Messenger RNA from Cladophialophora yegresii CBS 114405, 867 nucleotides. RefSeq names its product S-formylglutathione hydrolase. Gene Ontology annotation, molecular function: S-formylglutathione hydrolase activity. Gene Ontology annotation, cellular component: cytosol. NCBI's taxonomy places the organism in Eukaryota, Fungi, Ascomycota, Eurotiomycetes, Chaetothyriales, Herpotrichiellaceae. Bases 1 to 867 code for a protein of 288 amino acids. The record is from RefSeq and is a predicted model, not a curated record. The transcript has 3 exons. Gene Ontology annotation, biological process: formaldehyde catabolic process.
AUGUCCGUGAACACCCAAGCAACUAUUGCCAGCUUUGGCGGGAAGCUGCUCAAACUCGCGCACAAUUCCUCCGUUCUGGGCUGCGAGAGCAAGUUCAACCUCUUCCUCCCGCCGCAGUCUCAGAACAGCAGAGUCCCUCUGCUGAUCUACCUCUCCGGACUCACGUGUACUGGUGAUAACUGCUCAGAAAAGGGCUUUUUCCAGCAUGGCGCCAGCAAGAGGGGCAUCGCAGUUUUGUACCCAGACACAAGCCCAAGGGGCAUUGGUAUCCAGGGCGAGGACGACUCCUACGAUUUCGGAACCGGAGCUGGAUUCUAUGUCGACGCCACUGCCGAACCGUGGUCAAAGAACUACAAUAUGUACUCCUACAUAACAGACGAAUUGCCUAAGACCGUCUUCGACGCCUUCAAAGAUCAACUCGACUCAAGCAAGGUCAGCAUCACCGGUCACAGCAUGGGUGGCCACGGGGCCCUGUCACUGUUCCUGAAGAACCCUGGGAAAUAUAAGAGUGUCAGCGCAUUUGCGCCGAUCUCAAAUCCUUUGAAAGCUCCUUGGGGUGAAAAGGCAUUCAAGGGUUAUUUCGGCGAGCAGGACUGGCAAAAGAAGGGCGCAGAGCAUGACUCGACAGAGUUGUUGAAGAAAUGGAAGGGUGGUGACCUGGACAUUCUGAUCGACGUGGGCACUGGUGACAACUUCUACAAACAAGGCCAGCUGCUCCCUGAGAAUUUCGUCGCAGCUGCCAAGGAAAUCGGCCAGGAAAUGGGAGUCAAUGUUCGGUACCAGCCUGACUACGACCACAGCUACUACACAAUGGCUACUUUUGCGGAUGAUCACGUCGACCAUGCCGCGAAGUACUUGUUUGCAUAG